Molecule: messenger RNA, 4149 nt
Organism: Gastrolobium bilobum
Lineage: Eukaryota; Viridiplantae; Streptophyta; Magnoliopsida; Fabales; Fabaceae
Exons: 9
Coding region: 1-3861 (1286 amino acids)
Molecular function (GO): nucleic acid binding; ubiquitin binding
Source: RefSeq, a predicted model, not a curated record
AUGGCCUCAGCUGAACAACCUCUUAAGAAGCGAAAGCAUUACGAGGCUUUAUCAGAAUCACCACCGUCUCCGCCACCGCAGCCGCCAGUAUCCGAGGCUAGCCCACCCUCGCCGCAAACCCUACCUACGCCACCUACUCCCCCUCUGUCUCAGGACGAGAUUCUCGCGAAGCGGAGGAACAAGGAUGAAAUUCGAAGCGUGUACGAAGGUUACAAGCGGAUUAAGUUUUGCUUGUUCAAGAAAGACGGUCCAUUCAUGUUUGAGCUUGAACAGAGUUAUCUCGCUCUCAUUACUUCUUCCAGAGGUUGUAUGAGUGUACAAAGAAUUGUGGCCGAUCUUAUUCCUCGAUAUGCAUGUCACUGUCCAACAGCUUUGGAAGCUGCAGCUAAAGUGGUUAUUAAUAUGCAUAACUGGAGUUUGGCAUUGAUCAGUAGAGGAGAGGACACCGGUGGUAUUGCAUUUGAAACUGCUAGAGCAUGUAUUUUUGGCCUAGCUGAUGUUUGCUGUACUGCUUCUUCAGUAGCACCAACAUCAGCUGUAAUUAGAGGAAUUUGCUCAGCAGUUUUUCAGAAUGUGCUCACAUUUUUUAUGGCCUUAUUUGAGGGAAAGGAUGUCCUACAGAUGGUUGACAAGAAUUUCCUGAAUAUGCAGGAUACCCCUGAGGUCUUUUCUGAGUUGAAACAAAAGGUUUUAGAUGAAGAUGAAUCUUCAUUGACUAAACUGUCCAAGUUCCGUGCAUUAUGUCUUCUUCGGAUAUUCUUCUCUUGUCCAAAAGAUUUGCUCACAGCUUGUUUGGAGCUCUUAGGCUCUGCCACAAAAGAGGGAGUUUCUGAAGAAGGACUGCGUUUACUGGGCCUGGUGACUAGCUCUUUGGAUGAUGAUGAAGCAGUUCACCUUUUGGAUAGAGAAAAUGGUAAAUCUAAAUCAUGUACAGGUUCUACUGGUUCAGGUAUCAGAGGCAAUGAAGUAGCUGAGGAAAUUAUGACCGAGGACAACCUUGUUUCUGAUGGUGAUUCUUCUCUUCGAAAGAGCUGCUUGCUCAUGCUGGUUCUUAACAAGGACCCCUCACUGCGGAAAUGGAUGUUGUAUAGAUGUAAGAAGUUACUUGACCAUCUUACUAAUGCUUCACUGGAAACUACAUCAGUACUGCAAGGAAUACUAGGAAGGUUUGCUCAACAAACAGAUUUGGAAGAUUGUCAAGUAGAUAGUGAUGAAGAUAAGUCUGAUUCUUCAAUUUACAUGAAUCGGAACUAUGUGGUUCCUAGGAUCUCUGAGGAACAUGAAAACAUUGGUGAAUCAUCUGGAAAAGUUUCUCUUGACACAGUUCCUGUAUUAAAAGUUGGCUCGCAUUUUGAUAAUGGAGUCUCAAGGCCCAUGGGCAUUCAGAUGGGGGAGGAAGGGAAUAUGCCCCAUGUUAGAUGUUCCACCCCUAGGGACUCUGUAUGCCAUCAGAUAUUUUCACCUGCAGUUAGAACACCAGUAGACUUUAGGAGUAAUUCAUUUGAAGGAAGAAAUGAUUUCCCUAAUGUUGAGAAAAAUCAAGUUUCAAAUAUGAAUUUUAAUUCACCACUGCUGAGGUCUUCUAGUGGAGCUGUUAGUAAUAUUGUGGCAUCUCCUAAUCAUCAUUUUAUGUCACCAACUGCUUCAACAAAAAGUCAAUUUGUCUGGUGCUGUGAUGGGGAUCCUGCAGCCAUGGAUAUUGUCUCUGCUUCUAAGCAGCUAUGUAUUGGUUACGUAGGGCCUGAUAUGCCUGAAAGCCAUAUUAGGUUUCAAUUAGAUAGGUUUGGUCCUAUUGAACAAUUUAUUUUCUUCUCAGUGAAAGGAUUUGCCUUGGUUGAAUACAGAAGGAUCAUUGAUGCAAUAAAAGCUCGACACUAUUUACCUGGAAGUUUUCCUUGCCGUGUAAAAUUCAUGGAUUUAGGAUUUGGAACUAGGGGUGCAAUAAAUGGUGUUGCAGUUGGCUUUAGUUCUCAUAUCUAUGUUGGAAAUAUUUCCAGUCAAUGGGCCAAAGAUGAGAUCUUGCAUGAAUCAAGGAAAAUAAUCCGUAAGGGUCCUCUCUCAGUAAUUGAUCUUAGCUGUGAGUGUGCAUUACUUAUGGAGUUUGAAACUCCUGAAGAAGCUGCCUCUGUCAUUUUGCAUCUGAGACAUCUCCGAAGAGAAAGAAGUAACAAUAGCCCACAUUUUGGUCCUGGAACAGUUAAUGUUGGAAUUGGACAUGCUUAUAUGGAUGGUGCAAGACCUGUGCCCGCCCCUCCCCAUCUUGACCUUAAAGUCAACAUUCCUGCUGGAUCACCUCAUGCUCGAACCUUACCUGCGAGCCCUGCUGACAGCAGUCGAAUAAGGAUGUCUCACUUGUGUUCCUUACUUGCGUCAUUGCGUACAAAGUAUAAUCUUAAUCAAAACACAGGUCUCCAUGACAACUAUAUGACUGGAAAUAGUUGUGCCUCUUCCAUGCGUGAAGAAGAUACAGUGCCCUCCAGCUCUCUGUGGAUAACUAUUCCAAGUAGUAUAUUCCUCACAGAUGAUGAGCUAAUGACCAUUUGCAACCUUGCUAUUGGAAACUCUGGCUCCAUUGUGCGGUUGACACAAGCAAACAUGCAGAUGGGACAUUGUUGGUUUGUUGAAUGCAGUAAUGUUGAUGGUGCAGUUUCUGUUCUGAAGAAUCUUCGUGAUUGUCCAGGAUUGUUCUUCCGGAUAGAAUUCAGCAAACCUGGAAAUCAGCCUGCUGUACCAUUUUCAAUUAAACCCGAAAACAAUUCCAUGGAGCUUGUAUCCCUCAGAAUGAAUUCCGAGAAUCGUAGUAGUGGAAUACAUGGUGCACCUCUGUCUCAGUCAAACUGGUGCUUUCCUGGUUCCAGAGAGAUAUCAGAAGUUGGAGCAAGGAAACAUGAUGGUUAUGAUAAUUUAUCACUCGAUCCUCAUCAAGGAGGUAAUGUUCCACAUUUACUCUCUGGAACACAUGGACCUUCCAUUCCACCACCACAACAAAUUCAGUCAUCUCCUUUCAUCCGCCCAGUUUAUGCUCCUCCAAAUGGUCCUUGGGAUCCACGGGGAAUAAAUAAUCAUUUACCUGUCAACCAAUUCAAUACAGGAGGAAUGCCAAAUAAUUUUCAUGGUAGUGCUGUUGUAAGUCCUUUUAUACCUGCCUCAGUGACUCCGCUUGCUCAGAUACAGGGAACUCAAAUGCAGCCAUAUAACCAGAUGAUUCCUCCAUCAGUUAUAUCACCGCCUUUAUCAUCUUUGCCACCUACUCAGCCUGAAAUGCCACCUCCGCCUCCUCCUUCUCCACCACCUUUACCCUUGACACAGCCACCCCUGGUUCCUCCACCGCCUGGUUCUCCUCCUCCACCUCCUCCCCCACCACUGCUUGUCCAAGAAUCAGUAAAUAUGGAAUGUUCAGGGCAGUCUCUACAGUAUCAAUGGCAGGGAAAUCUCUGUAAAAGCGGAGUUAACUACUGUACAAUUUAUGCAUGCAGAGCAGAUUCAAAUAUUUGCAGAUAUUCAAACGCCAUACCUGAGCCUGCUGAAUGGCCCACAAAAUUAGACAUGACUAAACGCACAGAUUUUCGACAUGUGAAAUCAACAUUUGCUGUUACUCCACCUCAUAGAAGGGAAGUGUGCCGUUUGAUCCCAUCUUCCACAAGUGACCACAGAAGGUUUCAGGAUUUCAUAUCAUACUUAAAGCAGAGGGAUUGUGCUGGAGUUAUUAAAAUCCCAGCUGCAAAAUCCAUAUGGGCAAGGCUGCUAUUUAUACUCCCCCACUCACUUGAAACAUGCUCUUUGCUUUCCAUUGCACCUGAUCCAUCAGAUUGCCUCAUUGCUUUGGUUCUGCCCAAGGAAACAAACUUUGAGUGGAUAUGACGGUUGUGCUUUUCAAUAGGUAAAAUCAUAGAGCAAAGCAAUGUUCGUAGCCAAAGUGCAACGUCUAAAAAAAAAAUUCGUAAGAAAAAAGCCUACUUCUACUGGAGCACAUGUAAAAAAAAUUUUGCUAUUUGUUUGACAUGUAGGUUUCUUUCUGGGGAGAAGCAAAAACGUGAAAUUUUGGGUUUGUCUAUUACUGGGUAAGUAUGUGUUGUUGAUGUAGAUCCAAUGAUGCUGAUGUGACCCAUUUUGGUUUACAAUGUGCAGAAUUCGUUUCUUAGAAGUCAU